AUAAAUUAAAAUUUUAGGGUUAUAACAAUAUAUGUCACAUUUCAAGCGGCAUGGGCUCAACCAAAGCCAUACCAAAUUACCAGACUUACUCAGGAAAACGGAAUGUACUUUGAAAACCAAGGAUCACUACGACUAACUAACUCUGACUGGAAACUAUUAAUAUAUGUAAAACUUAACAACUUUAACGAACGAACAACUAACGCUAUGAAAUUUUAUAACAGAACAUUAGAAAUAUGUAACGACUUAACGAUAGUAUAUGAGGGCAUGUUUAAAGCAAAUUGUGAUUAUUUUAAGUUAGUAGCUAAUGGACUCGAGCAGGAAGUCUCGAGGAAACGAUUUUUUAUGUUACAAUCAAUAGAUGAAACAGAUACAAUUACCCGGGUAAGGAGGGGUUUAAUUAAUAUAAUAGGUAGAGUACAGAAAACCUUAUUCGGUACAUUAGAUGAUACUGACGCAGAAAAAUAUGACCAACAAAUAGAAAGAUUACAAAAUAGUCAACAAAACUUAUUAAAAAUUGCCGAUAAACAGACUAGCAUACUAAAAGCAACCGCGAAUACAUUCAAGGAAGCUACAAAAAUGGAAAUGCAAAUUAACAGAUUAGGAGUAUUAUGUGAUAGAUUAGAAUCAACCGUAAAUCAAACAGUAAUAGAUAUAGAUAUAGUAGAAGCUAGAAAUAAUAUAAAUGAACAGUUCAAUAUUAUAAAUUUACUUUUCCAACAAAUAAGUUUCGAAACUGAUACCAUAUGUGAAGUAAUUAUAGCAGCCCAAGGGGGUAUAAUACAUUCAAGUGUAUUGUCAGUCAUGGAAUUACGACGACAGUUAAAAGAUAUUUCAUUAACCAUUCCAAAGGAACAAAGUUUACCAUUCGAUGUAAAUCAAGUAUCAUUAUACGAAUUAAAACUUACCUUAUACCACGUAAUACCAUUACCAGUAGUUAAAAACGACCAUUACAUGCAUAUAAUACCAGAAUAUAGUUACAUAGCUAUUUCAAAAACUCAUGAGUAUUAUUUAACAUUAUCUUUAAAUCACCUUAACACAUGUAAACAAAUAAAAAUAGGAACUUUAUGUCUGGAAACUCAAUCAUUACGAUUAGGAGCAAGCGAAUUACCAUGCGAAGUAGAAGUAAAAGAAAUAAUUAAGAAGACAUUAGAAUUAAUAGCAAUAGUGCGUGAGGUGCGUGAACCAACUUGUUCACAACUAGCAAUAUUAAUGGAUGAAGUAAUACAGGCAGCAGCGGCCGCCGAGGAAUAA
Molecule: messenger RNA, 1251 nt
Organism: Melanaphis sacchari
Lineage: Eukaryota; Metazoa; Arthropoda; Insecta; Hemiptera; Aphididae
Exons: 3
Coding region: 103-1251 (382 amino acids)
Source: RefSeq, a predicted model, not a curated record